This is a messenger RNA of Sciurus carolinensis (gray squirrel), 1588 nucleotides long. RefSeq names its product glycogen synthase kinase-3 alpha-like. The record is from RefSeq and is a predicted model, not a curated record. Gene Ontology annotation, cellular component: cytosol; cytoplasm; axon. NCBI's taxonomy places the organism in Eukaryota, Metazoa, Chordata, Mammalia, Rodentia, Sciuridae. Gene Ontology annotation, molecular function: protein serine/threonine kinase activity; ATP binding. Gene Ontology annotation, biological process: insulin receptor signaling pathway; negative regulation of canonical Wnt signaling pathway; protein phosphorylation.
CCUGCGCUCGGCGCCAUGAGCGGCGGCGGGCCUUCGGGAGGCGGCCCUGGGGGCUCGGGCCGGGAGCGAACCAGCUCGUUCGCGGAGCCAGGCGGCGGAGGCGGAGGCGGUGGCGGUGGCCCUGGGGGCUCGGCCUCUGGCCCAGGCGGCACUGGCGGUGGGAAGGCGUCGGUCGGUGCCAUGGGUGGGGGCGUGGGACCCUCGAGCUCCGGGGGUGGCCCCAGCGGCAGCGGCGGAACAGGCAGCGGUGGCCCCGGCGGCCCCGGCGCGGGCACUAGCUUCCCGCCGCCCGGAGUGAAGCUGGGCCGUGACAGCGGGAAGGUGACCACAGUGGUAGCCACUGUAGGCCAAGGCCCAGAGCGCUCCCAAGAGGUGGCUUACACAGACAUCAAAGUGAUUGGCAAUGGCUCCUUUGGGGUUGUGUACCAGGCACGGCUGGCAGAUACAAGGGAACUGGUGGCCAUAAAGAAGGUUCUUCAGGACAAGAGGUUCAAGAACCGAGAGCUGCAGAUUAUGCGUAAGCUGGACCACUGCAAUAUUGUGAGGCUGUGGUACUUUUUCUACUCCAGUGGGGAGAAGAAAGAUGAGCUUUACCUAAAUCUGGUGCUGGAAUACGUGCCCGAGACAGUGUACCGGGUGGCUCGCCAUUUCACCAAGGCCAAGUUGACCAUCCCUAUCAUCUAUGUCAAGGUAUACAUGUACCAGCUUUUCCGGAGGUUGGCCUACAUCCACUCCCAGGGUGUGUGUCACCGUGACAUCAAGCCCCAGAACCUGCUGGUGGACCCCGACACUGCUGUCCUCAAGCUCUGUGAUUUUGGCAGUGCGAAGCAGUUGGUCUGGGGGGAGCAUGUCUCCUACAUCUGUUCUCGCUACUACCGGGCCCCGGAGCUCAUCUUUGGAGCCACUGAUUAUACCUCGUCCAUCGAUGUGUGGUCAGCUGGCUGCGUACUGGCUGAGCUCCUCCUCGGCCAGCCCAUCUUCCCUGGGGACAGUGGGGUGGACCAGCUGGUGCAAAUCAUCAAGGUACUGGGAACACCAACCCGGGAACAAAUCCGAGAGAUGAACCCCAACUACACGGAGUUAAAGUUCCCCCAGAUUAAAGCUCACCCCUGGACAAAGGUGUUCAAAUCUCGGACACCACCCGAGGCCAUCGCGCUCUGCUCAAGCCUGCUGGAGUACACGCCGUCCUCGAGGCUCUCCCCACUAGAGGCCUGCGCCCACAGCUUCUUUGAUGAACUGCGAUGUCUCGGAACCCAGCUCCCCAACAAUCGCCCGCUUCCCCCCCUCUUCAACUUCAGUCCUGGUGAACUCUCCAUCCAACCGUCUCUCAAUGCCAUUCUCAUCCCUCCUCACUUGAGGUCCCCGGCGGGCACUACUUCCCUCACCCCAUCCUCACAAGCUUUAACUGAGACUCAGACCGGCCCAGACUGGCAGGCGCCUGAUGCCACACCUACCCUCACUAACUCUUCCUGAGGGCCCCACCAACUACCCUUCCACGUCCAUCUGGGAGCUCCAAGUGGGGCUGGGAAGGGGGGCCAUAGCCCAUCAAGCUCCUGCCCUGGCUGGGGAUCUAGACUAGAGGGCAGAG